CUCUUUAGACAAACUACCGAGCGUCGGAUGAGUGUGGAGGCUGAGAGCGAGGGAACAUACACAUCUCAUUUAGAUUAAUGAAAGGCUGUGCACUUGGCCGCCGAAUGUUAUGAUCACGCUGUUUGAGGAGUGGCUUUUCUAACCGGAUGAACAAUAUAAUUUCACGAAGGUGGCGCGUUCAGGUCUCUUAUUAUUUCAGCCACUGUGCAAUAUUAAAAUUCCCACACAUUUAAUUCUCUAAAUACAUGGUUUGCAAAUGUAGGAAGGCGAGGACACACCCUGGAGUAAGUGGUACGGGCCUCAAAUGGACUUCACCUACCUGAAAACAUGGGCAAAUUACACUGUGUGAAAUGCUUAUGUUUUCUGGUUAUUUUGUUGGUUAUUUUAAUUGCCGGUUUGUUUGAAUUCAAUUGAUCAUUUAGUAAGAGGGCAAAGGCCAAGUAUUUGCUGAAGUGCAGUUUAUGUUGUGAGUGCAGAGUUGUCUGUUGAGUCUGUGUGUGCGUUUUAGUCCUUGCUUCACCUGCAGGAGGAGCUGUGGCUCGCUGCAGCCUCUCUGGAGCAGAAGAGAGAGAUCCCUCUUUUUCUCCUUCAGUGGCAUGAAUAAUAUCCCCAGUGCUGGAGAGAGAGCACAUCAAGAGGCAAGCGGCAAAGGGAAAGAGAGAUAGCAGCCAGCGUGACAGAUUAGAGCGUGGCAGAACUUGUCUCCCUGACUGACUGCACCGUAGGAGAGAGAGCAAGUGCACCAGAGUGACAGGCUAUAGGCUGCUGGCUGCACACACACACACACACGCACACACACAUACACAGACACACACACACAAAUCCACAGACCCCUCAGCCCAGCUGCACCAGAAGAAGUUCAGAGAGAAGACUGACCUCAAGAAGGUACAGUAUGAGUUUGCGUCUUAACCCUGGGAAUCAUAUCUCUGUAUGUCUGACACAUCAGGAGGAAAUCAGCUGUGUUGCUCCACUUUGUUUUCCAGGUGGUUCGGGGGAAGUUUUGGAUUCACUCGACUGUUAUGGCUUUCCUCACACUGAGGCUUCUCGUCCUGUAGAGGAGUCCUGUGCGUCUCCAGUCGCGAAGCAGAAGUCGUCUCGUGCUGUCAGCCUGAGGGAGGAUGGAGAAGCUGUCAGAAAAGGACAAGGAGCUGAUACGAGGCAGCUGGGAGAGCCUGGGAAAAAACAAAGUUCCUCAUGGUGUCAUCAUGUUUUCCAGACUGUUUGAGCUGGACCCCGCGCUCCCAAGUCUUUUCCACUACAACACAAACUGUGGCUCCACACAAGACUGCCUCUCCAGCCCCGAGUUCCUGGAACAUGUCACCAAGGUGAUGCUUGUGAUCGAUGCAGCGGUCAGCCACCUGGACGACCUUCACACCUUGGAGGACUUUCUGCUCAACCUUGGCAGGAAGCACCAGGCGGUGGGAGUCAGCACACAGUCAUUUGCUGUGGUGGGUGAGUCCCUUCUCUACAUGCUGCAGUGCAGUCUGGGCCAGGGCUACACGGCGCCGCUGCGUCAAGCCUGGCUCAACAUGUACAGCAUCGUGGUAGCAGCCAUGAGCCGAGGGUGGGCCAAGAACGGCGAGGACGAGGACGAAGCCGACUGA
Pleuronectes platessa (European plaice) is the source of this 1604-nucleotide messenger RNA. It is a transcript of the gene ngb, whose product is annotated as neuroglobin. Gene Ontology annotation, molecular function: heme binding; oxygen binding. NCBI's taxonomy places the organism in Eukaryota, Metazoa, Chordata, Actinopteri, Pleuronectiformes, Pleuronectidae. The transcript is spliced from 4 exons. The record is from RefSeq and is a predicted model, not a curated record. Bases 1119 to 1604 code for a protein of 161 amino acids.